This is a messenger RNA of Hydra vulgaris (swiftwater hydra), 1214 nucleotides long. RefSeq names its product aquaporin-9. Gene Ontology annotation, molecular function: water channel activity; glycerol channel activity. The record is from RefSeq and is a predicted model, not a curated record. Lineage: Eukaryota; Metazoa; Cnidaria; Hydrozoa; Anthoathecata; Hydridae. Gene Ontology annotation, biological process: water transport; glycerol transmembrane transport. Gene Ontology annotation, cellular component: basolateral plasma membrane; plasma membrane.
UAAAAUGUUUUUAUCAAUUUGUCAAAAGUGUGUAUUGACAUUUUCGAUUGCGAUGACAGCGAUCACUGUUUUUUGCUUGAAUCAUAAGUGGACUUGAUUAAAUUUAUCUUUGUCGUAUUGAGCACUUGUGUUAAAUAUAUUAAAUUAAAAAGAUGAAGCUUCGUGAUAAAACAAUUAUGUUUGUGAUGGAUAACUUUCGCGAGUUUCUCGCUGAGUUAGGUGGAACAUUCAUCCUUUUGAUGUUCGGUAUUGGCAGUAUUGCUCAAACUGUCCUAGGAAAAGGAAAAUUUGGCGGCAUACUCUCUAUCAAUUUUGGUUGGGGAAUUGGUAUUAUGAUGGGAUUAUAUUGGUCAGCAGGUAUAUCAGGUGGUCACUUGAACCCAGCAGUUACUUUAGCAAUGUCAAUAACUAAAAGAUUACCGUGGAGAAAAUUGCCUGUUUAUUGGCUAGCACAAAGUAUUGGAGCAUUUAUAGCGUCAGCAAUUGUGUAUGGUAUUUAUUUUGAUUUGCUCAAUGCACUCGAUGGCGGUGUAAGAAAUGUUGAUACAGCUUUUAUAUGGACAACUCGACCGGCUAAAGGUGUUUCAACUGUCACUACUUUUUUCGAUCAGCUUGUAAGUAGUACGCUUCUUGUUGGCUUAAUAUUUGCAUUGACAGACAAACGAAAUGCUGGACCGAGUCCCCAGGUUUUACCCUUAUGUAUUGGAUUAAUUGUUUUUGGUAUUGGUCUUGCUUUUGGAAUAAAUUGCGGUUAUGGUAUAAAUCCGGCACGCAAUUUGAUACCUAGAAUAUUUACUGCCAUUGCUGGCUGGAAGGUAGAAGCGUUGAGUUAUCAAAACUAUUAUUUCUGGGCCCCAAUCCUGGCACAAUUACUUGGUGGUGUUUUGGGUGCUUUUGCGUAUAUUAUAUCAAUUGAAAUACAUCACACAACAAGCUUGGACGGCCAUACUGCUUUACAAGAGCGAAGAGAUACCUUACCAGUUGAUAAUCGAUUUUAGAAAAUGAAGUUUUAUUUGACAUUAACAAUGAAAAGAAUCAUGAACACUUGCUGUUAAACAACCGUUUCAAGGCUGACCAACCGUAACGUAACGACCAUAUAAAAGCCGACUGAAUAGUGUUGACAAAACAAAUACCGUAUAAAGCUACAAAAUAUCCAUAUUAUAAAGUAUUUUCUACAUUUCUUUUCUAUAAUAUAUGUUUUGUUAUAUUCUUAA